Molecule: messenger RNA, 729 nt
Organism: Wickerhamiella sorbophila
Lineage: Eukaryota; Fungi; Ascomycota; Dipodascomycetes; Dipodascales; Trichomonascaceae
Exons: 1
Coding region: 1-729 (242 amino acids)
Molecular function (GO): phosphatase activity
Source: RefSeq, a predicted model, not a curated record
AUGAUCAAAGCCUGCCUGUUUGAUAUGGACGGCUUGCUCCUGAAUACGGAGGACUUGUACACUGAGACUACAAACGAAGUGUUGGCGGAGCAUGGAAAGGGCCCGCUGCCUUGGGACGUGAAGAUCAAUCUCCAGGGCCGUCCAGGCACUGACGCGGCCAAGCACUUUUUGGAUUGGGCCCAGCUGCCCUACACACCUGAGGAGUUGUUUGCGAAAACCUCUAAAAUUCAAGAGACAAAGUGGCCACGUGCUGCGUUUAUGCCUGGCGCUUUAGAGCUGCUACAGUUUCUUGAUGAAAACGAUAUUCCCUUCGCCUUGGCAACCUCCUCACAUACCCUGAAUUACCAGCGAAAAACAGACCAUCUACGCCACGGUUUUGAUCUGUUCAGACACCAUGUUGUCACGGGCGAUGAUGAGCGCGUUCCGGCUGGGCGUGGCAAGCCGCACCCUGAUAUCUGGCAUGCUGCUCUCGAGUCUCUAAACAAGGAGCAGAAGGCGGCUGGGAAGCCCCUCAUCGAGCCCCACGAGUGCCUUGUUUUUGAAGACGCUGUUCCUGGUGUACGUUCAGGUGUUGCUUCCGGCGCUACCGUCAUUUGGGUGCCUCAUCCAGAAGCUAUGAAAGUUCUGGGUCGAGAGGAAGCCGACAGGAUCAUUGGCGGUCACGGGGAGAUUCUGACUUCUUUGGAGCAGUUUGACAGGGCAAAAUACGGGCUCGUCAAGCAGAAAUAG